Messenger RNA from Amborella trichopoda, 405 nucleotides. The record is from RefSeq and is a predicted model, not a curated record. NCBI's taxonomy places the organism in Eukaryota, Viridiplantae, Streptophyta, Magnoliopsida, Amborellales, Amborellaceae.
AUGAGCAUCAACUUGGACUACGCCCUCUCCAGGCCCACCGCUCCUGUGGUCCAAGAUGGCCCCCUCACCUACAAUAACCUCUUUGAUGCUUCAGUCGACGCAGUUUAUUCGGCCAUGGACAAGGUGGGAGGGAGCACGGUCCGUAUCGUCAUCUCCGAGAGUGGAUGGCCGAGCGGGGGUCAAGGUGACAAGACCACACCGGCACUGGCACAGGAGUAUAACAAUGGUUUGAUACAGCACGUUGUCCAUGGAAACGGGACACCAAAGAGGCCUGGGAUCAUCACGUCCACCUACUUGUUUGCAUUGUUCAAUGAGAAUAAAAAAACCCCUGGCCUCGACCAAAAUUUUGGCUUGUUUUACCCCGACAUGAAUCCUGUUUAUCCUAUUUCUUUUUCUUUUCCAUGA